CUCAUUUGGAUCUUUGUGCUUAUUCGCUUUGACAACUUGUUUUUAUAUUUGCUGGGGAUGCCUUGUAUGGGUGCCUUCUGUAUAUACUUCACCUGACAUGUACCUGGUCAAUCAUCCCGUACACCUUGGAACUCAGCUGGCACUCUAUAUCCUAGUAGCAGGCAUUCUUUGCAUAUACAUUAACUACGACUGUGAUAGGCAAAGGCAAGAGUUUCGCAGAACAAAUGGCAAAGCUUUGGUUUGGGGUAAAGCUCCAUCAAAGAUAACUGCCUCUUACACCACCACAACCGGGGAAACAAAAAGCAACAUUCUUUUUACUUCAGGAUGGUGGGGAUUAGCUCGACAUUUCCACUACGUUCCAGAAAUAUCAGCUGCAUUUUUCUGGACUGUUCCAGCUCUUUUUGACCACGCAUUACCCUACUUUUAUGUGGUGUUUCUUACAAUCCUUCUCCUUGACCAGGCAAAAAGGGACGAUGAUCGGUGCCGAUCCAAGUAUGAAAAUUAUUGGAAAGUGUACUGUGAGAAGGUUCCUUACAGAGUGAUCCCUGGAAUUUACUGAGAAAAUGUUUGUUUUGUUCCAUGUUGAGAUGAGAAUAGCAUCAUCAUCAUCAUGUAUAUUCAUCCUUUCUAAAUGAAAUGAUGUUAGGCUGUUAUCAUGUUGUUGUUAUUAUUUUUGUAAUGGUCAAAUUUAUGGAUGAUGCUGCUGUUGUUGUAUUGCUCUCAUUUUUAAUGACCAAAAACUCUUCUCAUUU
Molecule: messenger RNA, 752 nt
Organism: Cannabis sativa
Lineage: Eukaryota; Viridiplantae; Streptophyta; Magnoliopsida; Rosales; Cannabaceae
Product: 7-dehydrocholesterol reductase-like
Exons: 6
Coding region: 98-559 (153 amino acids)
Biological process (GO): sterol biosynthetic process; brassinosteroid biosynthetic process
Cellular component (GO): endoplasmic reticulum membrane
Molecular function (GO): oxidoreductase activity, acting on the CH-CH group of donors, NAD or NADP as acceptor
Source: RefSeq, a predicted model, not a curated record